Messenger RNA from Salmo salar (Atlantic salmon), 3190 nucleotides. The record is from RefSeq and is a predicted model, not a curated record. Lineage: Eukaryota; Metazoa; Chordata; Actinopteri; Salmoniformes; Salmonidae.
CUCAUCCAUAAGCAAGGGGGUCCGCGUAGGGGAGGGGGGCAGGCAGCUUGCUUUUAGAAACGCACACACGGCGAGGGGCUUCAUUCUCAACCCAAAGAUUCAGGCUAACGCAUCCACCCCAUUUUAGAGUCAAGGAAAAGGGGAAGGUACCAGGGCACCAGACUCCCCACAGUGUCCAUGUUUCUUCUGUCAUGUCUAUGCGUAUCUGAGCGUUCUACCCACCGCAACCAAGCAGCAAAUCAAGGCCGGAACUAGGAUCUAUCUAUUUACCACAGGACUGUCACGAACGGUUUUAGACGUAAAGGUUUGUCCUAUUCGUCAUCAUGUUCUGAGAAAAAUCAUCUCAUCAUUCCAGGUUUUGAAAAUCCAACUCAAACUGAAAAACAUUUCCACGUUGAUGAACCAAGCGUCGGUCAUGUUCUGCACCUGAGCAGCAGUAGCCUCUAUUCUCGGCACGGACUGUUACCACGACGGCAACUUUUAGAACAAGUUAAACCCUCUCAUUGACUGAGUGGAGGGAAAAGAGAAAUCUUUAAUCGAAUAAAGUUUUUCCGUUUCUUCCCAUUUUUAUCUGCAUUACAAAGGCGAAACGGCGACUUCCAUUGAUUACCCGUCUUUCCUUUGCUAUCCGAUGGAUAUUCACUGCAAAGUAGACCCGUUCUCAGCGAUGCACCUCUCCCAUAUAGGGCACGGCGGUGUGAACCAGCUAGGCGGGGUGUUUGUCAACGGCAGACCCCUACCUGACGUGGUGAGGACAAGAAUCGUAGAACUCGCGCACCAAGGAGUGAGACCCUGCGACAUUUCGAGACAACUACGGGUCAGCCACGGCUGUGUCAGCAAAAUACUGGGCAGCUAUCAAAAGGAUUUUAAAAGAUACUACGAGACCGGAAGUAUAAAGCCAGGAGUUAUUGGGGGGUCCAAACCAAAAGUGGCGACUCCAAAGGUUGUGGAUAAAAUAGCGGACUACAAGCGCCAGAAUCCGACCAUGUUCGCGUGGGAAAUCAGAGACAGACUGUUAGCUGAGGGCGUCUGUGACAACGACACGGUUCCAAGCGUCUCGUCCAUUAACAGGAUAAUACGAACAAAAGUCCAGCAGCCUUUCCACCCGUCUCCAGAUGGAACAUCCCUGUCUGCACCAGGCCACACCAUGGUACCGAGCCAGGCUUCUCCACCUGUAACAAGCCCUUCCAACGACCCUGUGGGGUCCUACUCCAUCAACGGCAUCCUGGGUAUUCCCCGGUCAAACGGCGAGAAGAGGAAACGAGAUGAAGAUGGUUCAGAUGGGUCUGGCCCAAACACUGAUUCUCAGGUUAGUGUGGACAGUUUACGGAAGCACCUGCGGGCCGAUGCUUUCACUCAGCAGCAGCUGGAAGCUUUGGACCGGGUCUUUGAACGCCCGUCGUACCCCGACGUCUUCCCAACCUCGGACCACAUCAAACCAGAACAGGCUAACGAGUACUCCCACUCCCACUCCCUGUCCUCCCUGAAUCCUGGUCUGGACGGCGAGGUCAAACCCAGCCUGUCCUCCAGCAGUAACCAGAACCUGGGCCCCAGUGUCUCUGUGACGCAGAGCUACUCUGUAGGUCGAGACAUGGCCAACACAACCCUACCGGGUUAUCCCCCUCACGUACCCCCCACCGGCCAAGGCAGCUACCCCACCUCAACACUGGCCGGAAUGGUUCCUGGGAGUGAGUUUACAGGAAAUCCUUACAGUCAUCCACAGUACACAACCUACAACGAGGCAUGGCGAUUCAGCAACCCAGCGUUACUAAGUUCCCCUUAUUAUUAUAGUGCCACAUCCAGAGGUUCCGGACCACCUACUGCUGCCACGGCAUAUGACCGCCACUAGUUACCAUGGAAACCAAAUCAACCACCACCACCACCACCUACACCACGACUACAACCAUGGCUUCGGCAGCGUCCAUGUUGCCCCGGUGUGAACAGAGGGCAUGAGGGGAUACCGUUAAGACAGCUAACAGGCAGCUCCAUUUCCUGUAUAUCACACUACUACACACAACAGAAGAACUGUCCUCCUGGAUACUACACUACUACACACAACAGAAGAAGAACUGUCCUCCUGGAUACUACACUACUACACACAACAGAAGAAGAACUGUCCUCCUGGAUACUACACUACUACACACAACAGAAGAAGAACUGUCCUCCUGGAUACUACACUACUACACACAACAGAAAAAUACCUGAUCGUUCAGGAUACCAUGCAGACAACUUCCCAUCAACCAUGAAUUUGGAUAACUUCAAAGUAGUGAAAAAUGUAAAAUUCUUCGUUCUGAUCUGCGUGACUGUACAUUACCACUAGAGACUUUGAAAGACUAUAUAUACGUGAUACUACUGAGGUUACUGAGGUAAAAAAAAGAAAAGUCAAAGUUUUGAAAAUGACAAGGAGGAAUUUGUAUCUUUUCCUUUUUUGUAAUGGUCCUCCGUUUGUUUUUCCUCCUUCAUGGAUCAAAACGUUCCUUUACUUGACUGAUCUGUCGGCUGACGGAGGAACCCGUCCUGAGCUGAGAGUCCAGAACAGUAUAGUAGCAGGCUGUUGUUCCCUUCCUUCUGCAUCGGUCUGAACAUUCUACUCAAAGGGCAGUGCAAUGAGAUCCAUGCUAAAGACAUUGGCGUCAAUGCGACUAAGGCUGCCGCAGCUUGGUUCUACUCCUCUAUUACAAACAAACGUACAGUCAUUUUGUAACCAACCAAACGUUCAGCAUGAUUAAAUGAAUCAGUUGCUUUUUUUGAUGAUGAUGCCAGGAGCAGAUUAUAAGGCGGUGUUCUCUGUGAUACACAAUCAGACGGGAAAAAAAGAAAUGAAAAAAGAAAACGCUGAAUUGAUAAAUGAGAAGGACAUUGUGACAUACCGUGGUCUUCUAAUUUACAAGAUUUAAAAAAACCCUAGUAAAUAUAUUCUUAAAGAUUUUUUUAUUUUGUUUUUAUAAUUGUUAUUGACAUCUUAAUGAAUUGCAGAUAAUAUGCUUGACUUUUUGUUGUUGUCAUUUUUAUUUGUCAGGAUACUAGAAAUAAUCAGGCAGAAUCUAUUUUGUAUUUGUUUUUAAUUUUGCACUAUUUUUGAGUUUUGACACACUGGGAGCGCUAUUAUGCAGGCGUUUGAACCUGGAUGCCUAUUUGUCUUGUUUUACAGUAUAUUAUUAUUUUUGAAGAACCGUUCAAAGGAAGAAGA